Larimichthys crocea (large yellow croaker) is the source of this 2535-nucleotide messenger RNA. RefSeq names its product transmembrane protein 151Bb (gene tmem151bb). The record is from RefSeq and is a predicted model, not a curated record. NCBI's taxonomy places the organism in Eukaryota, Metazoa, Chordata, Actinopteri, Sciaenidae. The transcript is spliced from 2 exons. Bases 242 to 1729 code for a protein of 495 amino acids.
UUUUUGCACCGGUAAGAUCAUUUGGGUUUCACUGAUCAACAUGCCUCCGUCGCCUCGUCUCAGGGCUUUUCUUAGGGUGGAGUGGCUCUAAAUGGUGACAGAUGUCUGACAAGUAGCUCGUCUUGCUCGAGGGACUGUGCAGAGCAGAGGUAGUGAAACCUCUUCCCUCUUCUUCCUUCCCCACGCCCUGUUAUUAUUAUUAUUUAUUAUUUAUCAUCAAGAGCUGCCCGUCACCAGCACCAUGUCCCCGCCAGCAUCGGCUGCGACGGCGAGUGAGACCAGUACGACCACCGUUUUCGAGGAGGACACCAGAGAAGAGCAAAGACCCCUAAAGCAAUCUCUGAGCAAGUCACUAUGUCGGGAGAGUUUUUGGAAAUGCCUGCUGCUGUCCAUUCUUAUGUAUGGCUGCAUAGGAGCAAUGGUUUGGUGUCAUGUCACCAAGGUGACCCGCCUUACCUUUGACAGUGCCUUCAAAGGGAAAUCCAUGAUGUACCAUGACAGUCCCUGCUCUGAUGGCUAUAUCUACAUCCCUCUGGCCCUACUGGGCAUGCUCUACUUAGUCUAUCUUGUGGAGUGCUGGCACUGUCAUGUGAAGAAUGAGUUGCAGCACAAAGUGGAUGUGGAGGGCAUCUAUGAGCGUAUCCAGAGGAUGCAGCAAGCUAAACCCUGCAUCUGGUGGAAGGCCAUCAGUUAUCACUACGUUCGCCGAACACGGCAGGUCACACGCUACCGCAAUGGAGACGCUUACACGAGUACCCAGGUUUACCAUGAGCGUGUCAACACCCAUGUGGCAGAAGCUGAAUUUGAUUACAGUCACUGUGGUGUGAAGGAUGUUUCCAAACAGCUGCUGAGCUUGGAGAAGUCUGCUCUUACAAAGAUGCGGUUCACCAAGUGCUUUAGUUUUGCUAACGUAGAGUCUGAAAAUUCAUACCUGACACAACGAGCACGGUUUUUCACUGACAAUGAGGGCCUCGAUGACUACAUGGAAGCCAGGGAGGGUAUGCACCUGAAAAACAUUGACCUGAAGGAGUAUGUCUUAGUGCUGUGUGAUCCAGAGCACCACCCCUGGUACCUGUCCCACUAUGUCUUCUGGUUUGCCUCAUUCCUCACUUUCUCCUGGCCUCUGAGAGUCUUCACAGAGUAUCAUACCUCAUAUGUCCACUAUCGUGUCGAGAAGCUCUUUGGGCACGAUUAUCUCCCUGUGACCCCAUGUGAGGAUCGACCAUAUUGGCGUCGUAUCCCUCGUGUUAACACCAUCGACAGCACAGAACUAGAAUGGCACAUACGGUCCAACCAGCAGUUGGUGCCUAGUUACUCAGAGGCUGGCCUGAUGGACCUGGCUCAGUGCCCGACCAGCUUCAGCGGGAUACGUCAGAAUUGUGAGCGCUGCCACAGAGCCAUCAGCUGCUCCUCCGUGUUUUCCAGGAGCGCCCUCAGUAUCUGUACCGGUGCCAGCUCCCGCAUCCCCUUCAGCGGCAGUAGGUUCUCUUUGGCACGGCGCUACGGCUCCCAGCGCAGCUGCUUCUGGAGGAGUGGCAGUUUGGAUGACCAGGAGAGUCCCAGCGAAAACACCCGCUGCCUAUCUGAGCGCAUCACCACAGAUGACGAGGGACCCCCAGAAUAUGAGGAUGCACUUUGCUACCCAGUGCUCAUUGUCCACUGCAGUGAGAAUUGCCACAACCACAGGUCCUUCCACAGAAAUGGCUCCUGUGUGGAGACUUCCUUAUGACUAUGCAGUCGCUGACAAAAACACAGUGGCGUUUCUGUAGCAUACAAACACUUUGGACAUCUCAAACACAGUGUGUAAAUGUGAGCUAUACAGAUUCAUGCUGUAUUGUCAUACUAUCUGAAACAAAUGCCUGAAUCCUUAAUGUGUGAAUCACCAAAGCAAUAACAGUGAUAAGUGAGUGGAGAACAAAGUGACUACUAGGACACACACACACUGGAAAAAUUAUAUCUGCCUGGCUUACAAUGAAAACCAAGCAGACACCGACUGUUACACUGUACAUCAUUGCCAUAGCUUUUAAGAUCUCAUAUGUACCAUACAUAUGAAAGUGAAACUGAAGCUGCAGUUACCUCAUAAGACCUUUUCAGAGGCCACGGACAAGAUAGGCAGGUUUAAACAUCUCAUUCAUUCAGUAACAAAACACAAUCUAAGAGCUGUCAGAUAACAUUGGUGAUUUACGGGGGAGUUUCUACAAGUUUAACCUUCUAAUUACUGCAAUAACUGUGAAAAUAAAAAAAAACAUCUUCUCAAGUGAAUCAGUAAAAGGAGGAAUAUCAACCCCAUAUGUUGCGCUUAUGCAUAUCACAUCUGUCAAUGUGGAAACCUCCAAUCCAAAAGAGACACGUGAACUCUUGGAUACUCUCACUCACUGUUUUUGGUGUUUGAACAUUUUGCAUUACUUGUGUGAAUUGUUGUACUGUUACUUUAUUCUUGUACCUACUUUUCUAAUCAACAUAAUCUAUUUCUACUUCAGUUAUUGGCUUUCUGCAUUUCCCAGAAUGCCUUUUGACAACUGCAAAAAAAAAAAA